GGGUAGAGAGUUGUGUUUUUUACUCGAAAACACUUCUCAUCAGCUACAUAUUAACACUGUCAAACUCUGAAAACAUCUCCGAGAAGGAACAGAAAGUUGGUUCUAAAGUCAUUACCAGUGAAAGGGGUGUUGCAGCCUGAACUGGCAACCCGACAGUCCCGGGGCAGGUCCUGCCGUUGCGUCGCCAAGAGUCCGGAGGCUGAGGUUUGUGUAGACAUUUCUGGGAAAGCCUCCAAAGCGCACUUUUGCCAAGGAGAACCUGGGAAGAAUCACAGCCGCGUUUUCCUGUGUCGACUUGGUUCUUCAGCUCCAUUUAAACUCAGCCUGCGAAAAUUUCUUGCAUUUACUUGGAGAUUCCUUCUUCCUGCGCCCAGAAAAUUUAAGAAAAAAAAAAAAAAAAACUUCACGGGGCGGUGGAGGCGGACAAUGCCAAAGGAUUAAUUGGAGACUUUAAUGUUAUUAGAGUGAAAACGUAAACGUCAGAAUAUUUUGGAGAUGUGACGUGGUCCAAAACUUUUCGACAAUAGAUUUCAUUCAUUUUCACCAGGAUCUACGGAAAUACAUCUAAUUCUGGAUUAUCAUAUAACCGAGAUUAUCACUUUUUUUUUUCUUCUGAGCUCUUUGGAUUAUACUUGAAAGGUGAAGCGUGGCUGUGAUGAACUUGUGGAUGUAAUUGUUUACGCACUACUAACUCUCCUCUUAGUUCCCGUUUGUGACAUAAAGAGCAGAGUGAAGUGACUCUCCUCAGCAGAAGGCAUGCUCUGAACCAGGUUGACUUUGAAAUCAAUCUGUUUUCUGUAUGUCUUCAUCUGGAAUUAACUAAAUAUCAACCUCAAUGCAAUAAAGACGCGUCAGGGAUCACGGGUCCAUCACUGGAUCUUUUUUCUUUUCCUCAGUGCACGUUGAUCGUACAUUAUUUGACAUCUCACCAGUAUGUGGAGGGUUUUUGCGUUUAGUUUAGUGUUGAUAUGUCUGUUGAGCUGGACAGGGGAAGCAGACACACAGACCCAGUUUAAGCGGGUCCAACUGCACCGACGCGCAAGGCACGGGCGCACCCAGGUGGGCGCAACGGACAAGGAGCGCCUCCACGGGCGUGUGCGCCCUGGGUUUAACUCGGCUAUCUCGGUCCACAGCCCCACUAAAGCCCAGGAUGUGCAGGCUGAUGAAGGGGUCCCACCAGGACAGGGUCAAGGGCUUGGGCCAAGGAGAGGGGUGACGCGUCAGGCUGGUUCUCUCCGGGUGCAGGGCAUGGUCCAGGAUGAGGGAACUCCAGGGGUUAGGUCUAGGGUUACCAGGAUGCCCAACAGUGCCGGCUCACCAAAUCUACUGGCGAGUUUUGCAGGAAAGAACCGAGUCCUUGUGAUAUCUGCGCCCCACGACUCAGACGGCUACUACCGACUGAUGAUGUCUCUGCUGAAACCAGAUGUGUACUGCGAACUAGCCGAAAGACAUGUGCACCAGAUUGUCAUGUUUCACCAGGAGGGAGAGAUGGGAGGUAAGGUGAGGAGGAUCACAUCGGAGGGCAAGGUAAUGGAGGAGCCCCUGGAUACUGCACUCAUCCCCAGACUCAUGAGCUUCCUCAAAAUGGAGAAAGGUAAGUUUGGGAUGGUGCUGCUGAAGAAGACGCUCCAGGUGGAGGAGAGGUACCCUUACCCCGUCAGGCUGGAGGCCAUGUACGAAGUGAUCGACCAGUCUCCGAUGAGGAAGCUGGAGAAGCUUCGACAGAAAGGCUUUGUGCAGAAGUGUAAAGGAGCAGGUGUGGAGGGUCAGGUGGAGGAGGGAACACUCACAGCAAUAGACACACCAGUGGAGAGAAAACCAGUAAAGAAGAGAAAGCCCACAACGACCACAGCUGCUGCCACCACAACCACAACCACAACACGGCCGACCACAACCACCACAACUACCACCACCACAACAACAACAACUACUCGGCCCACAACUACCACAACUAGAGCUACCACAACCACAACCAAAGCUACAACAACUACCACCAAACCUACCACAACCACCACCAGAAGAACCACCACCACCACCACAAAACGACCCACCACCACCACCCAGAGGACCACCAGAGCCCACACCACGGUCCUGUGGCUCCCGGCCCCGAGAACUACCGUGGAUCCUGACUACUACAACCGCCGAGAGAGGGAGCGGUACCCGGCUAAGACCACGCCUGCAGGAGAUAACCGCACUGAUAAGGACAACAGAGACCCUCACAGCCGUAAGCAGGCUGGCCAGGUACCUGCCACACAUAAACCCACAAAGGUUAAACCCACCAAGAAGAAGAACGGAGGAGAAAAGGUGUUAACAAAUGAAUACGAGGACAAGUAUGAACCCAGCAAGCCAACAGUCAGUGAUCCUGAGGAGACAGAAACCUUCACUGACAUCAGCCCCACCAAAAAGGUAAAGGGCAAACAUGAUAAGCACGACAAGAAGAAGAAAAAGAACGAAAAGGCUGCCAAGAAAGCAGACAGGAGAGGAGGAAAGGCGGCAAAGGAGGGGAAGAACGGGGGAAAGAGAAAUGGAAAGAAGCUGUCAAAGUACCCUGAAAAGGAGGACUACCCGAAGCCCACUAAGAGGCCGACGCCCCCUCCAAAGGGAACUCUGGCCUCCUUCCUGGACUACUUUGAGAACAGGAGGCGGCUGCUGCUGAUUACAUCCCCCAGUGAGGAGAACAGUAUGUAUGUUCAGCAAAGAGACGAGUACCUGGAGUCAGUGUGUGAAAUGGCCAUCAGGAAAGUGUCCAUCAUUACCAUCUUCGGCUCUCUGACCAACUCUACGAUGAAGAUUGACCACUAUCAGCUGGAGAAUGACAAGCCAAUGAAAGGUCUUCGACAAGAAGAUCUGGUGAACCAGGAGCUGAUCACAGAGCUGAGGAAGGAGUUCAGUAUGACAUAUGAGGACUUCUACAUGAUCCUGACUGACACUGACAUGAGAGUCAAGCAAUCCUAUGAGGUCCCCAUUGCCAUGAAGGCUGUGUUUGAUUACAUCGACACCUUCUCCUCACGCAUUCGAGAGAUGGAGCAGCAGAAAAGAGACGGAGUUGCUUGUAAGAAAGAGGACAAACCCAGAUCGUUGGAGAACUUCCUCUCCAGGUUCCGUUGGAGACGUCGCUUGUUCAUCAUCUCCGCCCCCACAGACGAGGAGUGGGCCUAUCAGCAGCAGCUCUAUGCCCUAACCAGCCAGGCCUGCAACCUGGGUCUGAGGCACAUCGCCAUUCUGAAGUUGGUCGGCACAGAGCCACCGGAUAUGGGCGGAGUCCUGGAGCUGUAUCCUAUCAAUGGGAGUGCUACAGUGGAUCGUGAAGGCCUGUCUGCUACUUUAGUAAAGGACAUGAGGAACUACUUCCAGAUCAGCCCAGAAUACUUCUCCAUGUUGCUAGUUGGAAAGGAUGGCAACGUUAAAUCCUGGUAUCCAUCACCAAUGUGGUCCAUGGCUAUUAUCUAUGACCUGGUAGACUCUAUGCAGCUACGCAGACAGGAGAUGGCCAUCCAGCAGUCACUCGGCAUGCGCUGCCCUGAGGAUGAGUAUGGUGGCUAUGGUUACCAUCAGCACGGAUAUGAACACGGUUACCAGGAUGGAUAUCACCAGGGUUAUGGUUACUAACGGGAAACACAUCCCUUCCUCCCUCACUGCCCUCUCCUCUUCUUUUGACCCCAAACCCUUUCAAUCUUCCCAUCCUCUGAUUUGCUCAGAUCGAGUGAGGUCUUUGAAUGUUUCGUAGCACUUAGUGGAGGCGUAAAAACUGUUGCUUUCACCUUUCCAGUUCUUUAAUAUAUAGCAUAGUAUGAUGCAAAUAAUAGACGUUUUCAAGAGUCUGCUAGUUAGUCAAUACAUGCUCAAAUGAGUCUGAAGGUUCAGGGAUCUGUUGUGUUGUUUUUGUUUGAUAUAUUUGUCACUUCCAGCUUCAAACAGCAGUGUGUUACAUUUUACAUGAUCUGCCCCCACCCCCCCACCCCAAUUUACCUACCCGGUCAUUUUGACGUUUUCACCAUCAGUUACUAGCAAAGACCUAUUUUGUAGAUAAUGGGCUGAAGUAAAGCAUACAGUGUGUAUUUAUUUGACAUCUGUUGCAUUCAAGGUGCAGUUAUUAGUUAUUGUAUGAAGCUGUCACACUAUUUCUCUUUUGUAAAGUUUCUGUUGCUAUACAAUGUUUUAUUUAUACUCUAUUGUACUAUAUGACAAAUAAACAUUUGUUUACUACAAA
This is a messenger RNA of Sphaeramia orbicularis (orbiculate cardinalfish), 4210 nucleotides long. RefSeq names its product coiled-coil domain containing 80 (gene ccdc80). Lineage: Eukaryota; Metazoa; Chordata; Actinopteri; Kurtiformes; Apogonidae. Gene Ontology annotation, cellular component: basement membrane. The transcript is spliced from 10 exons. The record is from RefSeq and is a predicted model, not a curated record. Gene Ontology annotation, biological process: extracellular matrix organization; positive regulation of cell-substrate adhesion. Bases 934 to 3609 code for a protein of 891 amino acids.